UGCACAAUUAUCUCCGUGGGGGCUACUACAUUCUGUGACUCUAUCGAUAAGCGCAAAAAUAAACGAUAAGUAAGGCUAUAUAAGAAGGCGCGAAAUUGAAUGCGUUAUUCUUUUUGGACAAAGUGAUAUUUAAAAUCAAUCGGGGCAUGGCAUUCAUACGAGGCUUUGGAUUAUUUUUAUUGGCACUUGUAAGUGUACAAUGUCAGCACAAUCCUCAUUUUUGGGCUGGUCACAGCGGAAUCGUGCAUCUCUUCGAGUGGAAGUUCUCCGACGUUGCGCUGGAGUGUGAACGGUUCCUUGGGCCACGAGGUUACGGAGGAGUCCAGUUGUCUCCAGUCAAUGAGUACGUUAUCGUUCAACGCGGGUCGACUAGACCAUGGUGGGAGCGCUACCAGCCAGUGUCCUUUAAGAUCGUGUCCCGAUCGGGGAAUGAGCAGGAUUUUCUCGAUAUGGCGCGACGGUGCAAUGCGGUUGGGGUGAGAUUGUACGUGGACAUUAUCAUCAACCACAUGGCUAUGCAUCCUGGUGAUUAUGGAGAUGGUGUGGGUCACGGAGUGGGUGGUUCGACCUCGGUUCCGCGCGAUCGGGAUUUCCCGGCUGUUCCGUUCAGCAGCUGGGAUUUUAAUCCAUCUUGUCAGAUUAGCGACUGGAACAACGCCAUUGAGAUAAGAAAUUGUGAGCUGUUUGGAUUGCCCGACUUGAAUCAAGGUCUGCCGUGGGUGCGCGAUAGAGCCGUCGAGUUUUUGGACCAUUUGAUCGAUCUUGGCGUUGGUGGUUUUCGCGUUGAUGCGGCUAAGCACAUGUGGCCGCAAGAUAUGGAGAUCAUUUUCAAUCGGUUGAAGAAUUUGAACACCGGCUUUGGGUUCGCUGCUGGGUCGCGGGCAUUCAUGAUGCAAGAAGUGAUCGAUAAUGGUCCUCACGAAGUGGUCCGCAAGUACGAGUACAUGCACCUCGGAACUGUGACGGAAUUUAUGUACUCGUACUACGUGGGUCGUGCCUUUGGCGGAAAUGAUGCACUGGUUUGGCUGCAGAAUAUUGGUGAAGACUGGGGUUUGCUGCCGUCGAUCGAUGCGUUGGUGUUCAUUGAUAACCAUGAUAAUCAACGCGAUCAUGCUUUGACCCAUAAAUCGCCCAGAGCGUACAAAAUGGCGACGGCAUUCGCUGCUGCAUUUCCAUUUGGCCAGCUUCGUAUUAUGAGCUCGUUCUUCUUUGAUGAUCGAGAUCAGGGACCUCCGGAGGAUAUCAAUAACAACAUAAUUUCACCAUCGAUCAACCCGGAUGGAAGCUGUGGCAAUGGAUGGGUUUGCGAGCACCGUUGGCGCCAGAUUGCCAACAUGAUCCGGUUCCGGAACGUUUGCUGGGGUACUCCGAUGGUGAACUGGUGGUCCAACGGAAACAACAAGAUCGCCUUUGGUCGUGGAAAUUGCGGAUUUGUUGCGUUCAACAACGAGGGUCAACAGGACAUGUUGGAAGUCCUCCAGACUGGUCUGCCCGGUGGAGUGUAUUGUGAUGUUAUCUCGGGUGACAAGGUUGGUAACACUUGCACUGGCAAGAGUAUUCAGGUUCUGGCCGAUGGUCGUGCUUCUAUCAACAUCAACCGAGACGCCGAGGAUGGCGUAAUCGCGAUCCAUUUAGAGUCACGCCUCUAAACCAGUGCCCAACUGAGCUCUUCAAAGACGUCACAAUUGUACUGGAACCACAAAUCCGCGCACAAUUUCGAACAGAAAAGAACACUUAGCACCACGAGGCGAGCUUGCUUUUUCCUGAAAAACCAUACAAAAUGUACAUGUAACUCGUGAAAUCAAUAAAAAAUAACUACCUUUUAACCAAACCGAGAA
Molecule: messenger RNA, 1838 nt
Organism: Culex pipiens pallens (northern house mosquito)
Lineage: Eukaryota; Metazoa; Arthropoda; Insecta; Diptera; Culicidae
Product: alpha-amylase A-like
Exons: 2
Coding region: 147-1649 (500 amino acids)
Biological process (GO): carbohydrate metabolic process
Molecular function (GO): alpha-amylase activity; cation binding
Source: RefSeq, a predicted model, not a curated record